ACCAUCCUAAGCUUAUCCUUCAAAUCAAUUCUUAUAUAGCUUAACACCAUGAAAAAAAAAUCACUUCCUUCAAAUUUCCCACUUUCCGUUAAAUCCAAAGUUUCAAUCUUUUCUUCUCUCAUUUCUGAUUAACUCUCCAUCUUCACCAUCACAAUUCAAACUUUUUUGAGCCAUGGCUGCAAAGAAAGCCAUUGAAACAUUCUCAAAAAGCUUGAUUGAAGAUGUGCAUAAAUGGGGUUGUUUCAAGCAAACUGGUGUGAGUUUAAGGUACAUGAUGGAGUUUGGUUCAAAACCGAGUGACAAGAAUUUGCUGAUUUCUGCACAGUUUCUUCAUAAGGAACUUGCUAUUAGGAUUGCUAGAAGAGCCAUUGAACUUGAAAAUCUUCCUUGUGGUUUGUCACACAAACCUGCUAUUUUGAAGGUUAGGGAUUGGUACUGGGAUUCCUUUCGCGAUAUUCGAUCGUUCUCCGAGAUCAAGAAUAUGAAUGAUGAAAAAGAGUUCACUGAAGUGAUAAAGGCCAUAAAAGUGAGACACAACAAUGUGGUGCCUACAAUGGCCUUGGGUGUUCAGCAAUUGAAGAAAGAUUUAAAUCCAAAGAUUUAUAAAGAAGAUAUUGUCGAGAUUCAUCAGUUCCUUGAUCGUUUUUACAUGUCGCGAAUUGGAAUCCGAAUGCUUAUAGGGCAGCAUGUCGAGUUGCACUAUCCGAAUCCUCGUCCUCAUGUUGUAGGUUAUAUAGACACAAGAAUGUCUCCUGUGGAGGUAGCGAGAAAUGCUAGUGAUGAUGCGCGCGCUAUAUGUUGUCGUCAAUAUGGAAGUGCUCCCGAUGUUCAUAUUUACGGCGAUCCUGAUUUUACUUUUCCGUAUGUUCCGGCUCACUUGCAUCUUAUGGUAUUCGAGUUGGUUAAGAACUCGCUGCGUGCUGUCGAAGAGCGUUACAUGAAUUCCGACAAAGUUUCACCUCCCAUAAGAAUAAUAGUUGCUGAUGGAUUAGAGGAUGUUACCAUAAAGAUCUCGGACGAGGGAGGCGGAAUACCGAGAAGCGGUCUGCGAAAGAUUUUUACGUAUCUGUAUAGUACUGCUAGAAAUCCAUUGGAUGAGCAUACAGAUCUUGGAGUAGGUGAUAAUGUGACAAUGGCUGGAUAUGGAUUCGGUCUUCCUAUUAGUCGGCUGUAUGCUCGGUAUUUUGGCGGCGAUCUUCAAAUAAUCUCUAUGGAAGGAUAUGAGUCAUGCAUCUUGAUGUACGAGAUUCAGUCCAAUUUUGGUGAGCCUCAAUUCUAUGGUGAUGGAUCGUAUGCGAGUAUCUAAUUUCUAUUAUGGAGGAUUAGUGAAGUGUUACCUAUGUUGAUGGUAACGAUUUUUGGUGAGCCUCGAUCCUAUUGUGAUGGAUCGAGUGCGAGUAGCUAAUUCCUAUUAUGGAGGAUUAGUGAAGUGUUACCUAUGUUAAUGGUAGCGAUUUUGGUAUGCGCUGGUUCCAAGAGGAAAUCGAUCCUAUGAUGGGGAUCAUGGAGUGAGAUGAACCUGGGUGCUCAUAUUUGGUACCACAUGCAUGUCGAGUCGGUGUUGAGUACAUUACAUAAAUUCUGCAUUUGUAUUGGUUGUUGUUGAUGUGUUGUUGGAUGAGAUGUUGUUGCAUAUAAUGUUAAUGAUAAUUGAGAUGUGGUUUUGUAUGAUGUUGAUGAUAAUUGAGAUGUUGUCGUAUAUGAUGUUGAUUAUGAUUUGGAUGUAAGAAUAUGAUAUAUUAUUGUGCA
Molecule: messenger RNA, 1749 nt
Organism: Lathyrus oleraceus (garden pea)
Lineage: Eukaryota; Viridiplantae; Streptophyta; Magnoliopsida; Fabales; Fabaceae
Product: pyruvate dehydrogenase (acetyl-transferring) kinase, mitochondrial
Exons: 6
Coding region: 173-1306 (377 amino acids)
Biological process (GO): regulation of glucose metabolic process; protein phosphorylation
Cellular component (GO): mitochondrion
Molecular function (GO): pyruvate dehydrogenase (acetyl-transferring) kinase activity
Source: RefSeq, a predicted model, not a curated record